AUGUCAGCAGACCCUACCAGCAACAGGUCGUCACGUAACGCUAGCGCUAAGCAAAGUAGUGCAAAAAUACCUAAGAAACUGCACCAGUUAGAACCAAUGACAAUAAAACAGAAGUUUAAUAACAGUGUUUCGAACAUAAAAUUCAAAAGUUGUGAACUUCCAAAACUCUCAAAAUACGAUGUGAAUUGGUUUCGUUUGCAGCUUCAUGAAAAUCUUCUUAUCAAUCUUCUGCAGAAUGGUUAUCAUCAAACAUUUUCAGAAAUAUUCUAUCUAAUUGAUUUCGAAGAAAAAAGACGCCUACAACAUGGAAUCUCUUCACCCUACUGGUAUGCAACCCAGCUGACUGAAAGACGCGAUAUAUUAGCUGAAUUGAUGACACAUUUGAUAAAUGCAGAAAAUGCUUAUCGUUUAAAUCACAUAGAAGAGGUAUAUAAAGAAAAUUUAUAUUUAGCGGGAUUAUUUCGUUCAAGUGUCAAAGAUGACUGGUUAUUGGAGUAUUUUUUACAAAAGUCUAUGAAAAUUGUCAAUCAAGCGUAUAUAACAGUUAAAAAUAUGCUAAGGACUCAAAAAACACCUGAUGGAUCAAUCAAAAAGAAUUUGUGUGACAUGAAAAUUGUGUUAAAAAAGCGUCUACUUGAAGCAGUUUUCCAUAAUGCCACAUAUUUAUAUGAAACAGAAAAAUAUCAACAAGCUUUGGAAUUAUACAAACAUUUAAGUAGAAAAUUACAAAAGCAUACAGAAUUAUUGAAACCUUCAAUAAAUCCUUUUGAAGAUGAAGAAAGCGUGACGAUGAUGACGACACCGCAAAAAACAACAACACCGGUGAUUCCUUUAAAUAUUUUAUGUUGUGAACAGAUAUGUAAAUCACUACUGGCUAUUUAUAAACCAAAACCACGAAUAUCUUCAGAAGACAACGAUGAUAAUGAUGAUGAUGAUCAACCAUCAAAAUUGUUAUCCUACUUAAAUGAAGCUUUAGACUAUGCAGAAAAGUCAGAGAAUCAAAAACUCAUGGGAUUAUGCAAUAAACAAAUCAGUCAGGUAUAUCAAGUCAAUGAACAAUAUGAAACAGCUUAUGAAUUUGCUGAAAAAUAUCUACAUGCCGCUGAACAAACUGAUGAUGUAUUAGAAAAGAUAGAAGCAUAUAAAUUAUUGGCAAAUAUCAAUGAAAGUUUAUUGAAAAUCGAUGAAGCUGAAAGUAAUUACAGCUCAAUUGUGAGUUGUGCAAGUCAAUGGAAUAAUCCAACUAUACUACUUGAAGCCUAUGAAAUGUUAACUAAAUUCUAUAUAACUAAAACACAUAAAUAUGAAUUAGCUAAGCUGACUUCUGAAAAUGGAUUAAAGUAUGCUCAAACAAUGGAAGAUAACCCAGCAAUAGCGGCAACAACUAAUCUUCAAAAAUCCCUUAUCACUGAUCUGAUUCAUCAAUUAAAAUUAUAUUAUUCAAUUGCAAAGGGUAAAUUAUUAGAAGUUGAUUAUUUGACAACAAUGAUUGCUGCUCAAACCAAUUCACAGGAUAUGCUCAGCUUAAUUAAAUGGAAGAAUAAACAUGACGACUUAUCAGCAUAUGAUAAAGAUUAUUUUAUGAAAGUAACAUAUGACAGUUUUUCUCAGAAAAGAAAAGAUAUUGUCCAACUGGUGACUACAAAAGCUUCUAACUGA
Molecule: messenger RNA, 1659 nt
Organism: Trichobilharzia regenti
Lineage: Eukaryota; Metazoa; Platyhelminthes; Trematoda; Strigeidida; Schistosomatidae
Source: the annotation of a GenBank genome assembly